This is a messenger RNA of Pantherophis guttatus, 5956 nucleotides long. It is a transcript of the gene MID2, whose product is annotated as midline 2. Gene Ontology annotation, cellular component: microtubule. Gene Ontology annotation, molecular function: microtubule binding; zinc ion binding. NCBI's taxonomy places the organism in Eukaryota, Metazoa, Chordata, Lepidosauria, Squamata, Colubridae. The record is from RefSeq and is a predicted model, not a curated record. Gene Ontology annotation, biological process: protein localization to microtubule.
AAGGCUCAGUCGGAGCGGAGAGGAGCGGAGCAGGAGGGAAGUGCUGCCGAGCCUGGGAAAAUGCCAGUCGAGACAAGUUCUGCCUUCCCUCCCAGGUGUGAUUGCCCGGCCUGAACGGCUGAGUUGGGAAAGGCAGAAGCAACGCCUGAUGACUGACCUGCCUCCCUCGUUUUUAACACUGAAGCCAGAUUGUUUUAACUAAAGAUGGAAACACUGGAGUCGGAACUGACUUGCCCAAUUUGCUUAGAGUUGUUCGAAGACCCCCUCCUCCUGCCGUGUGCUCACAGCCUGUGCUUCAGCUGCGCCCACCGCAUCUUGGUUUCCAGCUGCUCCUCUGGCGAGAACCUCGAACCCAUCACAGCCUUCCAGUGUCCCACCUGCCGGUAUGUCAUAUCCCUUAACCAUCGGGGCCUAGAAGGCCUUAAACGGAAUGUGACCUUACAGAAUAUCAUUGACCGAUUCCAGAAGGCCUCUCUGAGCGGGCCCAGUUCCCCCAGUGAGAACUACCGUGAGCGAUCCUAUCGCCGCAGCCCGACCAUGUCGACAGUGGUGGACCGGAUAGCUUGCCAGUUCUGCGAGCAGGACCCUCCCCGCGACGCCAUCAAGACCUGCAUUACUUGCGAGGUGUCCUACUGUGACCGCUGCCUGCGGGCCACCCAUCCCAAUAAGAAGCCAUUCACCAGCCACCGGUUGGUGGAGCCUGUGCCGGACACUCACUUCCGGGGGCUGAUGUGCCUUGAGCACGAGAAUGAGAAGGUGAACAUGUACUGUGUGGCUGAUGACCAGCUCAUCUGUGCCUUAUGCAAACUGGUGGGGCGGCACCGGGAUCAUCAAGUGGCAUCCCUGAGUGACCGGUUUGAGAAGCUGAAGCAAACUCUGGAGAUGAACCUCACCAACUUGGUUAAGCGCAAUAGUGAGCUAGAAAACCAGAUGGCCAAACUGAUACAGAUCUGUCAGCAGGUGGAGGUUAACACAGCCAUGCAUGAAGCCAAACUGAUGGAGGAAUGCGAUAAGUUAGUGGACAUCAUCCGCCAGCGUAAGCAAGUGAUCGCUGUCAAGAUCAAAGAGACGAAGGUGAUGAAGUUGAGGAAGCUAGCCCAGCAGGUAGCCAACUGCCGGCAGUGCCUGGAGCGGUCCACGGUCCUCAUCAACCAAGCUGAACACAUCUUGAAAGAAAGCGACCAUGCACGGUUCCUGCAAACGGCGAAGAAUGUGGCAGAAAGGGUUGCCAUGGCAACUGCAUCCUCUCAAGUUUUGAUACCCGAUAUCAAUUUUAACGAUGCCUUUGAAAACUUUGCUUUAGAUUUUUCCAGAGAGAAGAAAUUGCUGGAGGGGCUGGAUUAUCUAACAGCACCCAACCCACCCUCUGUCCGUGAAGAACUUUGCACCGCCUCCCAUGACACCAUCACUGUCCACUGGAUCUCAGAUGAUGAGUUCAGCGUCGGAUCCUAUGAGCUCCAGUAUACCAUCUUCACAGGCCAGGCCAACUUUAUCAGUCUCUACAAUUCUAUGGACAGCUGGAUGAUUGUUCCCAACAUCAAACAGAACCAUUAUACGGUGCAUGGGUUGCAAAGCGGCACACGAUACAUCUUCCUCGUCAAGGCGAUCAAUCAGGCUGGCAGCCGAAACAGUGAGCCUGCCAGGCUAAAGACUAACAGCCAGCCUUUCAAGUUAGACCCUAAAAUGGCUCAUAAAAAGUUGAAGAUUUCCAAUGAUGGACUUCAGAUGGAGAAAGACGAAAGCUCCCUGAAAAAGAGUCACACCCCCGAGAGGUUCAGUGGAACAGGCUGCUACGGGGUGACGGGGAAUGUGUUCAUUGACAGUGGAUGCCAUUACUGGGAGGUAACUCUAGGAACCUCCACUUGGUACGCCAUUGGCAUUGCCUACAAAUCAGCCCCUAAGAAUGAGUGGGUCGGCAAGAACUCCUCCUCUUGGGUUUUCUCCCGCUGCAACAACAGCUUUGUCGUGCGGCAUAACAACAAGGAGAUGCUGCUUGAUGUCCAUCCCCAGAUGAAGCGCUUGGGCGUCCUCCUGGACUAUGACAACAAUGUCUUCUCCUUCUACGACCCUGCCAACUCGCUCCAUCUCCAUACGUUUGAGAUUGCUUUCAUCCUGCCUGUCUGCCCUACCUUUACCAUUUGGAACAAAUCAUUAAUGGUGGUAACGGGUCUUCCUGCUCCAGACUUUAUAGACUACCCGGAACAGCAGGAAUGUAACUGCCGGCCUCAAGAGUCCCCGUAUGUAUCAGGAAUGAAAACCUGCCAUUGAGGACCCAAGAAGUCCUGUCUUGUCAGCCAAGUCUCUGGAGCAACUGUUGCAACUUAGAUGGGGCAAUGACCUCAUGUGUGUUUUGGAGGCAGCUGGCGGCUUGCAAGCCUCUCUCUCGUUUACUGAAAGUCCACCGCUCGUGGUGCAUCGCUCGUGGUGCAUCGGUGUGGGUGGCAUUUCAUGGACCGGAUUUUUAAUAUUUUAUUUUAUUUUUAUUUUUAUUUUGAUAGCACUACUGAAUUGUCUCCAAUGGAGUUGGCAUGUCUUGUUUGUUCCUGACAAGAGGAAGGGGGCACCAUGGCAGGGUAUGGAGAUGGAUCGUGCCAUCUCAGCUGCAUGGGAAUCCAAAGUGCAACAUGGGUUUUGUUUUGUAAAACAGACAGAGGAGUCUGAGGGGGAGGGGACGCCAUCAGGUCUCUUAAGCUAUCAUUUGGGGGAGAAUCGGAACCAAACAAAGUUGGAACCCAAGCCAUUGCCUAGAAAAUACAGGUCUGGGUCCCCUAUUACCCCAUAACAAUUGUACAUGGGGGAGAGGGGGCAACAUGAAUUUAGCACUCUGCAAAUAUUCCUCUUUCAGAUAUAUGGAAAAGGGAGUUAGCCAAUAGGAAAUGGCCCUUUCUCAAAGCCCAAUAUCCCCAAAUUUUGUCAUCGGCCAUAUUCCUUCCAAAUCAUAUAUACUCCAGCACAGUGGCUCUAAACAAGGAUUGGCCCAUAUAGACUUCUGCAUGUAGGUCAGUUCCCCUUGGCUGAUGUUAACACUGAACGCGUAGAAUGAGGAGAUGCAUGAGGAGAGCAUCUGGUGCUCCAUAAGCGCAGUCCGCUUUCUUCCAAACCCGGUCUGAAUGAAAAGAGAUGAGAUCCAUAUAGACCUAUUCUAUGCACCCAGUGUGAAGAUGUCACAAAAGCUUGGCUAACUGAAGCUUUGUUUGUGCACUUUUACACACAGUGGGAGCUCGUUGCUGCUAGCAGAUUAGCUGUUCUUCCUACCCAGAAGCGCCUUCUGGGCAGCAAAUUUUGUAAACAAGUUGGAAGUCCAAGGGCUGUAAGGAAUGUAUUUUAUUCAGAAAUGGGUGAUGUGGUGCUGGCCUAAAAGUUAGAAUAACUUCAGGCUUUUGAAAUGCCAACAGAUUCUCUUCCUUAGGUCAUAGAUUUUAUUAGAGGAAAAGAGGCCAGUAUCCAACCCAACCUAAUUCAAUCCAACCCAAUCCCAAUCCCAAUCCCAACCCAACCCAAUGUAACUCAACCCAACCCAACCCCAACUCAACCCAACCCAACCCCAACUUAACCCAACCCAACCCAAACCCAACCCAACUCAAUCCAACCCAACUCAACCCAACUCAACCCAACCCAACCCAACCCAACCCAAUGCAGGAAAUGUAAGAGGAGGGAUUUCAGUUUAGGACAAUCUUGGAACCAACAACUUAUUUGGUAAAGUUAGCAUCCCAGACUGGUGGUAUCCAAAAGGAUUCUUCCAUUCUAUUUGCUGGUGUUCCAUUUGUCCCAUCAUCUGGUUCAGAUCAUUUGAUUGGAGGUUGAUUGUCCUUCCUUUUUCUGGGACAAGGCAUCCUUGUUGCUUCCCAUCCUAGUGGAAGCAAGUCAGCUGAUUCAGUUAUAUCCCAGGAAGGGCAGACUAAACUUCAGCCUUUUGGAAAGGAGGUGGGGGGGGGACAUUGCAAGGGUCCAAGAUGCAUACAUGAAACCUCCCAGAGAUGUGACACUUCAGUUUGGCCUUUAAUUUAACCCUAUCCCACUAAACCGUUAAAUAUUGCACUGUGGAACAUAGGCCGUUUUAACUGCUGAUUUUCUUGGCAUGGCUUGGAUACCUGAAAUGACAGGCUUCCCAUGGAAUGCCCGCUGGCGAUGUAGGAAAAGAUGGGAACUGGAGUCCUCUAACUGUCUACCCCAGACCCGGGGAAAGCUGUUUUAGACUGCAGCCCAUUGCUAGAAAAGUCACACCAGACCAUUUGGUGUCUGGUGACAAAGUGGCCCUAAAACUGCCCUAUGGAAGAAAGCUUGAAAUGUCUUGGUUUUCUUCUUGAUUCAGUAUGCUCAACAUUUGGGCAUUUUCUUCCUUGGGGGUGGGGGGGGGGAACGUGGUUCCUGUUGCUUUGGGGUGGGGUGGGGGGUUUCAACGAAAAACAUUGGAGAGCAUGAUAUUAUUCAGGUUCGUAUUGUGCUUGACCCUCAGGUCCUCUCCUACGAUGCAGGGAGAAGUUCAUUGAGAUGUUGGCAGAUCAAAUGUAAUGCCUUUGGAAGUUUUCGGUGGGAAGCCAUUGUUACAAAGAAGUAGCCAUCAUGCCACAGUAUUUGAUGUUCUGUAUCUAUGGGCGGGUGCCCUACAGGGUUUCCUCUACAGCAGGACUGUCAAACUCAAGGCCCUGAGGGCCGCAUCUGGCCUACAAUGUAGUCAAAUCUGGCCUGCAGGACCAUUCUGGAAAAUGUAAGGGGCCGGCCUGUGUUCGCUUUGGCCUGGUCUACCCCAGUGGUGAAAUGUAAAAUUUGUUACUACCGGUUCUGUGAGCAUGGCUUGGGGGGGGGGGGUGUUAAUUAGACUGGUGGGGCUUGGCCAACUUUUUUUUUUUUUUUUUACUUUUAAAAUCAUUCUUUCUACAACCUCUUUGGCAUUUUUGUAAAAAAAAUGCUUUUAAAGCCUCUGACGAUCCCAGCUGACUUGCCUGAUCGGCAGAGGCUUUUUUUCCUUUUAAAAACAUUUUUUCUAUAACCUCUUCGGCCGGAGAGGUUGUAGAAAAAAUGCUUUUAAAAAUUCUUAAAAAAAGCCUCUGAUGAUUGAGCAGCUCAGCUGGACAAUGGGGGGGUGGGGGCAGGGAUUUUUGCUACCGGUUCUCCGAACCACCUGCCUCCAUCGCUACCGGUCCGAACCGGGAGCAUUUCACCCCUGGUCUACCCGUAUCUCUUCGGCCCAGUCUAUUUGGGUCGCUUCAGCCCAGUCUUCCCAAUGUGAAGAGGAAACAUCGGGCCAGGAUGGCUUCGGCCCCAGUGCAAAGAGGAAACAUACCAGCAGUUUGGGGAGUGGUGUCAUGCUGGUCACGCCCACCCAGUUGGCCACGCCCCAUGAGUGGCAUCAAGCUGGCCAUGCCCACCCAGUUGGCCAUACUCACUCAGUCAACCAUACCCGUCCCCCACCAAGGUCAACCACAGCCCCGAUGCGGCCCUCCAUGAAAUUGAGUUUGACACCCCUUGCUCUACAGCAACUGUCAAGACUUUUAUGAUUGCUGCUAAACUUGUCACUCCUCAACCUGUAAGGUCAGCUACAAAGAUGGAUUUCCUUCAAGUUGCAUGACUGAAAUGGCUCGUUUUAGCGGGAGGGUUGUUUUUGUUUUUGUUUUUGUUUUUAAAAUUGGGGUCAGUUCCAAAAGCGUGACCUGGAAUAAACGCGAGGGCACCCUCACUAACCGAUGAGCUCGUGCCCAAAUAUCAGCGUCCGAGAUCACUGCGAUGUGGUAGUGGUGUUCCUGUUUGUAUUUCCAGCCAACUUCAGGGCGCAUCAUUGCACAGAAUUCAAUCGCCCGUCAUAAACCCUCCGAGAAUCUCAGCCAUCGUUUUAAAAAAAAGCAAGCAAACGGAAGCAGCCUAGAUCGCUAGCUUUUCUUUACGGUUACGGAGAGACUGAAAAUUGUAGAAGCAAAGGCCUCUUCAGAAGGCCCCGCAAUUAAAAGUUGGAAAAAUA